Molecule: messenger RNA, 1579 nt
Organism: Cyprinus carpio (common carp)
Lineage: Eukaryota; Metazoa; Chordata; Actinopteri; Cypriniformes; Cyprinidae
Product: programmed cell death 1 ligand 1-like
Exons: 4
Coding region: 501-1397 (298 amino acids)
Source: RefSeq, a predicted model, not a curated record
GAGUGAGUGAGAGAUUGAAUUAAGGAAAUUAUGUUCAUCCAAAAAUGUACAUGGAGAGAUAAGAUUUAGCAAAAUAUCAGCAUAAAUAUGAAAUACUUUAUUAGAAAAAAAAGAAAGAAAGAACAAGCGUUAUGAGGUACAGGAGUUGUUGCUCAUUAUCUUCAAAUACUGAAUGGGGUUUAACCACUGAUCUAUAUAUGACUAUAUAUUCUAUAUUUAGAUCAGUGUGUUUAACGAACUAUUGUUUGUUUUGGAGCUAUUGGUUGCUCCGAAACGCGCGUUGAUUCCGGAAGUGGAAGUGUCUCGCGUAGCCACACCUUCAGGGUGCUUAUAAACAGAAUGUGGUUGUGGACCGACAUCUUAAAGUUAGCCGGGUGUGAUCGGAAAAGUAUCUCUCAUGUUAAUUUCGGAGGGCUUCCCCGACAUACAACAUCAAGUUCAUCUGGUGAUUCAGGGAUUUACACCGGAUUUAUCUGUUACCGACGGCCGUGGAUCGUGAUAUGAACCUGAAAGUGUUGGGCCUGUCUCUCCUUCUUUUUGAAGUCUCCUGUUUCACUGAGUUUGAGAUUACUGUUCCCAGAGACACUGUCACUGGGUUUUACAGUGAGGAACUGAUCCUCCCCUGCACGUUUCCUGUGGACAGUUCGUGGGAUCUGAGAAGCACUGUUAUUACCUGGCAGCGUGGACUGGAUGUUAUUCACAGUUUCUACUACAGCCAGGACCAGCUCGACCGUCAGGAUCAGCGUUAUGUCAAUCGCACCAGUCUGUUCAAUCAGGAGGUGGCACAGGGAAACGCAUCACUCAAACUGGACAAAGUCACUCUUCAGGAUGCCGGUGUUUAUUCUUGCUCCGUCAGCACAAACACUGGCAGCCAGAAGAAGAGCUUUGGAGUGAAAAUUGCAGCAUUCUACUCUGAACCUCGUCUGCAGUUCUCUUUGUUAACUGAUGGAGUGAAUCUGCUAGUGACUUCAGAUGGGGGUUAUCCUUCUCCUACACUGCAGUGGCUGAUGGAGAACUCAGACAUCACUAACCAGACACAAACGCACCUCAUGCAGGACACUCAUACCGGACUUUAUGUUGUGUCUAGUUGGAUAAAUCUCACUGAAAUCACAAACUCCUCUCUGACGUUCAUACUGCACAACAAACCGCUGGGACAAGACAUCAGGAGAGAGAUCCAGCUCUACUCAGAUAAGAGUGAGAGGCAAGGAGAGUCAGCAUACAGAUACCAUGGAUGCUUCAUAUUGAUCUCUGUUAUUCUGCUGCUGAUCGUGAUGAGUGUAUUGUUUGUGUUCAUUACAAGAAGAAGGAGACAACCGACCAAACUAAAUGACUUUACGAGAGUGGAACAACCUUCUGAAAUUCAAAUUUCUAAUGGAAAAAGUUCAAUAUGUCUAUAAAGGUUGUUACAAAACCACUUAAACUAAGUUAUAUAUUAUGAAACACAGCAUGAUUUUUAUAUUGAAUGAAAUAUAUUUAUGAUGGGCACACAUUAUUUUCUAACCUUGGCAGCUUUCAAUUCAACAUUUCAUCAUUGGUGCUAAACAUAAUAAAUUCUAAAUAGAAUUUGUCACUUAUGACA